GCGACUGUACGUUUGCAGCUUUAUCCCAGCAAUGUACAUCCGGUAAGCCUUAACCAGACUACGUAGGUUGGUUUGGGACGGCACCCUGGAUGUAUUAUAUUGACACUUAACGUUCAGUUUUUUCCCUGCUGGUAGAUUCACGCAAAACAGCCCAACGGAAAAAAGGGGGAAAAGGAAGUGGAGUCUGGCACGGACCGUGCAUGUUGUUUGGAGGAAAUGGUAUGCAGCGUAGGCGGGGCUGUUCCUCCCUCUGUCCCGUAACGUUAGCUAUCGUGUCAUAUUUUUACAGAGACAACAAUCCGUUACCAACCGGAACACCGGGCUCCGAGGCUCAUAUUUUGGAAGUAUCUCUACCCAGUAUGCCCCAACAGCACAGCUAACACGGUUAACGGCUGACGAUGGCUUCGGUGCGGAUGGUCGGCAAAGUUACGGCGAGACUUUUGGGAAGUAUUCAGCCUCUUCAUUGCGGUUUCAAAACUACUCGUCCUGUUACAUUUCUUCACCAGAUUCAACAGAGGUCGCCUCUACUUGGAAAUUGUCAAGCUCUUUUCUACAGUGCACUCGCACCCUCCAGUGACGUGUCUUUGAAGUACAAAUAUGGCCGCUUGGUUCUAGAGGUCCCGUUGCCCUCCAGGAAGGAGAAGUGUCUGUUCUUCCUCAGACCCAUGCUGAUGAGCGUAGGAGACUUGAUCGCAGAUCUGCAGAGAGAGGACCCUGGAGCCACUACUUCCAUUUUCUCUGAGGAUGGAGAGCAUGUAGCCAACUCCACGCUGAUAGACACCCUGCUGGAUAAGGACUUCCAGCUCGUCAUCAAUGAUGCAGUUUAUAAUGUCUGCUCUCCUGAAAAGGUGAGCAGCGGCAAGCAUGCCAUGGAGCUGGAGGACGUGAAACAUGUCGUGCAUCUGCUGCACACAGCGCUCCACCUGCCCGAACACCACCUGCUGAAAGAGAGGCAGCUUCUGGAGAGACUGGACAACCUCAAACAGGAGCUGUCACCCCUGGAGAAGAUGAAGGCACAGCUGUCCCGUUCAGCAGAUUUCCACAGCUCCAGGGUUGUCUGGACUGGCAUGGCCCUGUUAUCCGUGCAGGGUGGCGCUCUGGCCUGGCUCACAUGGUGGGUAUAUUCAUGGGACGUCAUGGAGCCCGUCACUUACUUCAUCACCUACGCCACCAGCAUUGGAGCCUUUGCCUAUUAUGUCCUUACCAAACAGGAUUAUAUAUACCCAGACAUGAAAGACAGACAGUUCCUGCAUUACUUUUAUAAAGGGGCCAGCAGGAAGAGGUUCAACGUGGAAAAAUACAAUGAACUUAAGGAUGAGCUGGCUGAGGUGGAGGAGGACCUGAGACGUCUGAGAUAUUCGACUGAAUUUCAGCUACCACUUGAACAGAUCCAGCCAAAGCCGUGAACGAAGCGAAGUCAUGAAUAAUGGUCUCUCACACUUAAAUACUCCAGAGCAAAAACAAAUGUCCUGCUUUAUUUUGAGAAUGGUGCCUUUUUUUUUUUACCAGGAAUCCAUAUCAUUUUGCGUUUUGUUUACAUACUUGGUAAUUCUGAUGCCAAUUAUGUCUUUGAGAAAAGUACAAACACUGAGGACUAUUGAAAUAAAAAGUAUUUCCCGAACAUUGGGACAAUCUCC
Molecule: messenger RNA, 1637 nt
Organism: Sander lucioperca (pikeperch)
Lineage: Eukaryota; Metazoa; Chordata; Actinopteri; Perciformes; Percidae
Product: mitochondrial calcium uniporter dominant negative subunit beta
Exons: 9
Coding region: 399-1406 (335 amino acids)
Biological process (GO): mitochondrial calcium ion homeostasis; calcium import into the mitochondrion
Cellular component (GO): uniplex complex; mitochondrial inner membrane
Molecular function (GO): calcium channel inhibitor activity
Source: RefSeq, a predicted model, not a curated record